CGCUGGCAAAAUGCCCACUAGAAGAUUCCAUUGUGCAACUCCAUGUCCGCAGAGUGGCCCAUGGCCCGACAGAACCAAGCGUGUAGUACAAGAGGGUGGGCAUUGGCCGCCAUGGCGGUGCCAGCAAUCGGCGUGUUGGGAGAGCCAGUUCCGAAUUAGUUUGUUCUUGCGAGCGAGAGGGCCACCUGAUCGCGACCUCAACUGCGCGCCCACCCCAUUCAUUAUCUCUCAGCAAAAACAACAUUAUUCUCUAGGUGCAUCGCGAUACCGCCCGUCCCGAUCCAUUGGCCCCCACUCGCAUUCUGUCCCUGAGUUGCGGCCAAAUCGUAGUCGUGAUGCCUCAAUGCCCCUUUGCCGUCCUCCCUUACCCCUCCCGCUCAACAAAGUCGCCCAUGUUGCCCCCCCGUUCCCACCGAUUCCUCCGAUCGCCCUCUUUUCUGUUCACCGCCAGCCAGCACGCAUUCCCCACCACGCCGCAAACUUUGUGCCCAGCACUUCAAUUGCUGCCAGCCAAUAUACAUAGAAACUAAGACAGGACAAUCAAUAAACACGCCCUGUCCGUCUCACGACCGCAGCUUUGCCUGUUCACUACUUUGGUCGUUCAAUGAUGAUACUCGGGUCUCCUCCUCCGGUAU
Molecule: messenger RNA, 635 nt
Organism: Bipolaris sorokiniana ND90Pr
Lineage: Eukaryota; Fungi; Ascomycota; Dothideomycetes; Pleosporales; Pleosporaceae
Exons: 1
Coding region: 11-523 (170 amino acids)
Source: RefSeq, a predicted model, not a curated record